AUGGCAGCUCCAGCUGCUGACACGGAAAAGCGCGCUCCAACUCUAUCUGCACCUAGCAAUGGGGACUUUCCAGAUGGCGGUUUGCAGGCAUGGCUCGUCGUAGUAGGGGGUUUCUGUACUAUUUUUGCAAGCUUUGGCUGGAUCAACUGCAUAGGAAUCUUCCAAAACUACUAUCAAGCGAAUCUCCUCUCGCAUUACUCGUCGAGCGCUGUUGCGUGGAUCCCCUCCACAGAGUCAUUCAUGAUGUUCUUCUGGGGCCCAGUAGUGGGCAAAAUUACCGAUCAUUAUGGACCGCGGGUGCCCAUUCUCAUCGGGUCAUUCCUCCAUGUCUUUGGAUUGAUGAUGACGUCGAUUUCGAGGGAGUAUUAUCAGAUCUUCCUGGCUCAGUCGGUGUGUAGUGCCAUUGGCUGUAGCUUUGUAUUCUAUCCGGCCAUGACUGCAUGCUCAACUUGGUUUCUACGACACCGCGCCCUGGCCAUUGGUAUUAUGGCGUCCGGCUCCAGCAUCGGUGGUGUCGUGCUUCCCAUCAUGGUCAAUAGACUUGUAGUCCAGAUUGGUUUUGGCUGGACGAUGCGUGCGCUCGCGUUUUUGCUUCUCGGGAUGGUCAGCGUUGGCAUAUUGACGGUCAAGUCGCGGCUUCCUCCUCUGAAGCAACCUUUGGCGCUCAUGGACUUCAUAGUACCUUGGAAAGAGAUGCCAUUCUUGCUAUUGGGUAUAGGCUCGUGGUUCCUCUAUAUCGGUGGUUUCAUCCCGUUUACCUUCAUCAUCGUGCAAGCAAGAGCCCAAGGAAUGUCGACUGGCCUGGCAGGUUAUUUGGUAUCCAUCCUCAAUGGAGCCUCUACAUUCGGACGAAUUAUACCAGCGCACUUCGGAGACAUUAUUGGGGUAUUCAAUAUCAUGAUUGCACUCACCAGCCUAGGCGCAGUAUCAUGCAUUGCAUUGUGGCUGCCGAGCACGGUCAUGGAAUCAGGCCAAACAAAUGCAUUGAUCAUUAUUUUUACCAUCUUCUAUGGUUUUGCGUCGGGAUGUGUAUUCUCAAUCAUACCAGCCAUGAUUGCGAAGAUAUCUCCUGAUGUACGGAAAUUGGGCGUGCGAACGGGAAGUUUGUAUGCUGUGUCCGCGACUGGUGUUCUAAUAGGGAGUCCUAUUGCAGGUGCAAUCGCUUCUUCGAGUGGUAAUGGGUUUCUCGGCUUGACGUUGUUCUCGGGUCUGCUGUUGGUUGUUGGCGCGGUCUUUGUGGUUGCUGCAAGGUUGAAGUUGACCGGGCUGAAGCUCAUGGCUAAGGCGUAG
This is a messenger RNA of Pseudovirgaria hyperparasitica, 1290 nucleotides long. RefSeq names its product monocarboxylate permease-like protein. Bases 1 to 1290 code for a protein of 429 amino acids. Gene Ontology annotation, molecular function: transmembrane transporter activity. NCBI's taxonomy places the organism in Eukaryota, Fungi, Ascomycota, Dothideomycetes, Acrospermales, Acrospermaceae. Gene Ontology annotation, cellular component: fungal-type vacuole membrane. Gene Ontology annotation, biological process: transmembrane transport. The record is from RefSeq and is a predicted model, not a curated record. The transcript has 3 exons.